CAUACAAAGUAUGUCAUAAAUAUAUUAAAAAUGACCUUCUACGACAUACAAAAUUAUGUCGUGAAAAGUGUGAUGAUUUAUGACAUGCAAGAAAAUGUCGUAAAAUAUUAUAUACGGCAUACAAAGUAUGCUAUAAAUAUAUUCAAAUAACCUUUUACGGCAUGCAAAAUUAUGCCAUGGAAAGUAUGAUGAUUUAUGGCAUGAGAAAAAUGUCGUAAAAAAUUAUGUACGACAUACAAAGCAUGUAAUUAAUAUUUAAUUUAUUAGUUUUUACAACUUUACUUGCAUGCCGUAAAUAACGCUUAACUUUCCACAGCAUGUCAUAUAACAGCAUUUGUGUGCAUGCCGUGAAAGAGUUUUUAUGGCAUGCAUUGCAAACCAUAAAAAUUCAAUUUUGUUGUAGUGUGUAGGACCAAUUUGAGCUCUCCGAAAGGGGGCGCGAAAAAGUCGAGCUACAGGUAGGCCUGGACGCCGACUACUUCCGAGUGGAGGGUGACUAUGCAGUCUUCAUCCAGACAUAUUUGAUGCCGCUUCUGACUGGCAUUCAUGGAGACGAGGAGGCAAGAGCUCCUGUUGUGAGAGAAAGGCCUAGAGUGACCCGGGCGAGUAGGACUCGUGACAGAGGGGCUUCCUGGGCGAGGCAGAGGACUGAUUGGCCAGAGCUUCCUACCACGUUGACUUGCUGGCGGCACACUGGGGACGUCUACCAAGUUCUAAUUGAGCCUGCGGUGGCUGGUCACGAGCUUGUCGGGGUUCGAGGCUCGACUCAGGCAUCUAUCGAGUAUAUAGGAGGCGCUCUCAAGCUGAUAACCUCCCUGAUGGGGAUGGUACAGAGGAGAGAGGCGCUGCUCAGCCACUACGGUGUUCAGAUUCCACCCAUAUUGAUGACACUAGUGACAGCUGCAGCACCUGCACCGACAGUACCUCCUCCGACAGUAGGGAGGAAAGAGAGACAAACUCCAGCACGUAGCCGAGGCAGAGCUAGGGGCAUCCGAGCCAAGAGCGGUCCUUCAGAGCCCAUUUUGAGUGAUGAUGAUGCAGAGAUGAGCGACUUUGAGGAGGGAGUGAGUUAGCAUUCAGAGUCAUCUGAGAGUGGAGAUGAUGAUGCCAAGGAGGGCACUGGAGCAAAGAGCGGAGAUGACGCCAGCUUGGGUUCUGGUUCAGAUUCAGAUAGCGACGCUGACAGAGACAGUGCCCCAAAGUCUUCUCCUCUGAGAAAAAGGACGAAGAGGGCCUAUCGAGCUUGAGACGACUAGCGCUGAUUUUUGUAUUUUUGUUUAGUUUCUUUUCUUUUAUAGCAUUAGCACAUUGUACCCUCAGACAGGUUUUAUUUGCUUUAAAAACUUGCACUCGCCUUUUCUAAAAACAGGCAUGAUC
Messenger RNA from Camellia sinensis, 1377 nucleotides. NCBI's taxonomy places the organism in Eukaryota, Viridiplantae, Streptophyta, Magnoliopsida, Ericales, Theaceae. The record is from RefSeq and is a predicted model, not a curated record.